AUGUGGAUUUACUAGAAAAGACUGACUAUCUAAAAGAGAAGAUUAUCAGUUGCAAUUGCAUUUAUUGGUAAUUCUAAACUUAUCUAUUUGGAUGAACCUACUUCAGGAAUGGAUACGAGUGCUAGAAGAUACAUUUGGGAAAUGCUUAAGAAUUACAAAGAGGAUAGAAUCAUUGUAUUGACAACUCAUUUUAUGGAUGAGGCUGACUUUCUAGGUGAUAGAAUAGGUAUCAUGGGAGAGGGUAAAUUACAGUGUUCUGGAAGUAGUGUGUUUUUGAAGAAUCAAUUUGGCAAUGGUUACAACCUUACUAUUGUAAAAGAAAGUACUCUUACUGAUUCAGAACCAAUAAUCGAUGUAAUAAUGAAGUCUUGUCCUGAAGCUAUUUUGAUUUCUAAGGUUUCCGCUGAAAUUCUCAUGUAAUUACCUUUGAAUGCUAUAAUAAUUGUGAAACGACUUUACAUAUUUACAAGUUAUGGGAUCAGCAUCACAACCCUGGAAGAAGUGUUUUUAAAGGUUGCCUAAAUUGGAGCUGGACAUAAUUAAGUGAAUGAUUAUAUGGAGUUGGAGGAUAAAAACAAAUAAGCCAUUAAAAUCGACGAUUUCGAUAUUAAUUAAAUAAGAGUGACUAAUCCGACUUUAUUGUUUUUCAAUCACACUCUUGCUUUACUUUUGAAAAGGGUUAGAUUUUUUAAGAGAGAUAUGAUGAGUUUAUGUUGUGAAAUCCUUUUACCAUGUUUGGUUGUACUUGUCGGUCUGAUCUUAAUGACUAUAAAUUUCAUCACUGAACCUGAUAUUAUUAUUUUAUCACCUCCAUCAGAAUGUUACGGGAAUGGAAUUCAAUACUUAUGGGGAGGAGUGAAUGACUAAUCUCUAUUUUCAUAGAUUGAUUUAGAAAUAUACAACUCGUCACUUCAAGUUUUUGGAGAUGAUAGUUUGAGUAAUCUCUAAAAGAUCGAUUAAAGUUACUUUGAUACUUUUGAUUUAACAUCCAAUAUUGGAUGGUAUUAUCUAACCAGCAAUUCAAAUGAUUAAUAUGAAUAUUAUAUGUUUGUGAACACUAUCUUUAGGGAAGCCCCGCUUGUUUUGCAAAACUAAAUGAAUUAAGCAAUUUUAAGAAAAGCAACCAAUAAUAAUAAUUACGAGAUCAGAGUUACAAAUUCUCCUUUGAGGAAAACCUAUGAUGAAUUGAACGAGUCAAAGGCAAUAGCUGGUUUCUUAUCUGCUCUAGUGUUUUCCAUGGGUAUGGCAUUCAUUCCAGCAUCUAUUAUAUCAUACAUUGUUAAGGAAAGAGAAAUUAACAUUAAACAUCAACAGUUGGUAUCUGGGGUUUCAGUAAAAGCAUAUUGGUUUAGCAAUUGGCUUAUGGACUUAGGAAAGCAUGUAAUUCCAGCAGUUGUGUGUUGUCUUCUAAUUUUGGCCUUUGAUAUAGCUGCCUUGAGACAAGGAGAAAACUAUGGAUUCUCAUGGUUGAUCUUCUUUUUAUAUGGUUGGGCAAUCAUCCCCUUUUGUUAUUUCUUUAGUUUCGCCUUCAAAUAACAGGGUAAUGCAAUGUUAUUGAACUUUUUCAUUCAUUUAUUGGUUGGAUCAAUUGUCAGUUUGAUAAUUUACAUUUUGAGAUUGAUAGAAUCUACAAGAGAUGUAGCCACUGUUUUAUAAUGGAUAUUCAGAUUGAUUCCAUCCUUCUCAUUUGCAUAUGGAAUAUUAAAUGCAUGUUCAAAAGAUACUUAUAUGAUAAUUGAAGGAUGGAGUGAAAUGAAAAGUACUUAUGAUAUGGCAGUAAGUGGUGCAGAUAUACUAAUGCUUGUAGUGAUGGGAGUAGUUUAUACAAUAAGCAUAUUCAUUGUUGAGUAUUUUGAGGAUAAUGGAUAGCUGUAGAAAUUGGGAUCAAGCGAAGCCAGUAUCCCUUACAUUCCCAAACCUAUUGACGAUGAUGUUGCUAAAGAAAAACAAUUAUGUGAAACAUUUAAGCCUGAAGAGAAAGCCAUUCUUGUUAAAGAGUUGAGAAAAGUAUUCAUGUUGGGCGAAGGUAAGCAUAAGGUGGCUGUUGAUUAGGUCAGUUUUGCUAUUGAUUAAGGAGAGGUCUUUGGUUUAUUGGGAGUCAAUGGAGCUGGGAAAACUACUACUUUUAAGAUAUUGUCAGGAGAGUUAAAACCUACAAGUGGAGAAGCAUUUAUUGCAGGCAAGAGUGUCAUUACUGAUCUUGAAGCUGCGAGGGUCAAUAUUGGAUAUUGUCCUCAAUUUGAUGCCUUAUUGGAUAACCUUACUGUCAGAGAACACAUAGAACUAUUCUCGGAUAUCAAAGGAAUACCGUACUAUAAGAAAGAGGAAUUAGUUGAAAAGAAGUUGAAUGAAAUGGAUUUAAAGAGAUUCGAGAAUAUUCAAUCAGGCUAACUUUCAGGCGGCAAUAAACGAAAAUUGUCAGUUGCCAUAGCUAUGAUAGGGAACCCUCCUAUUGUCUUUUUGGAUGAACCUUCUACUGGUAUGGAUCCAGAAGCAAGAAGAUUCAUGUGGAAUGUUAUCUCAAGAAUCGCCACCCAAAGAAAACAAAGUACUAUUAUUUUAACUACUCAUUCAAUGGAAGAAGCUGAAGCAUUAUCAACUAAAAUUGCUAUCCAGGUUAGUGGUAAUCUCAGAUGUCUUGGAUCGGUUCAACAUAUCAAAAAUAAAUUUGGAAAAGGAUACGAAAUUGAAGUCAAAUUAGAAAAACCUUAAACAAAUGAAAUUCAAGAAUUAAUCCAAUAGAUGCAAUUGUAAGGCAGUACGAGAUUAGACUAAAGCAUGACUUUUGAGAUAUUGAAAAAAAUCAAUUAAAAUCAUUUAGAAUAAGAAAUCACAAUGAAAGGAUCAGGAUCACAUAUUUAUAAUGAUCUCAGAAAACCUAAUCUAUUGGCAAUUGAAACACUUGCAGAAUAUAUUAUAGUGGAGAAAAUGGGUGAUCUAUUGUAGAAAUUUAUUCAGUAAAGCUUUGGAUAAUUUGAAAUCAUUGAGCAUUUCCAAACUUUCUAUAGGUUUAGACUACUUGGAUAAAUUACUGUUAGCAAACUUUUUGAAGGAUUCGAACAAAAUAAAAAACAAUAUAGAAUUUCUUAGUACUCCAUAAAAUAAGCAUCAAUCGAAUAGAUUUUCAAUACAUUUGCACUUUAGGAUUCUCAACAACAACAAGUCGAUGGAAACGUUUAAGGAAAUCAAAUUGCAGUUUAGAUUUAAUAAGAUUCUUGA
Paramecium tetraurelia is the source of this 3219-nucleotide messenger RNA. RefSeq lists its product as uncharacterized. NCBI's taxonomy places the organism in Eukaryota, Ciliophora, Oligohymenophorea, Peniculida, Parameciidae. The transcript is spliced from 4 exons. The record is from RefSeq and is a predicted model, not a curated record. Gene Ontology annotation, cellular component: membrane; intracellular membrane-bounded organelle. Gene Ontology annotation, biological process: transmembrane transport; lipid transport. Gene Ontology annotation, molecular function: ABC-type transporter activity; ATP binding; lipid carrier activity.